AGCGAGCUCCGCCUCCCCGGGGCCGCGGGCCGGGCUCAGCCUCCGGCUCGGGCCUUGCCUGCUCGGGCCUGGCCGCGCCGGGAGAAGCGGCGAUGGAGGCUGCGGGCGGCGGCGGAGCGGCGGGCGGCAUCGCCCUGCACGACUUCAGCGGGCAGCUGGGCGAGCAGCGGGUGCACUUCCACGCCAUGCGGCUGCGGGACUCGCUCUUCCUCUGGGUGGGCGCCGCGCCCGCCCUCGCCAGCCUGGCCGUCGCCAUGUGCAGCCCCCGUGACAGCAUCCCGGUGGCCGCCUCGCUCCUGGGGGACCCCUCGGACACCGCCUCCUCCUGCCUGGCGCAGCGCUUGGCCAGCAAGACCAAAAAGCAGAUAUUUGUCAGCUACAAUCUUCAAAACACAGACAGCAAUUUCACCUUACUCAUAGAAAACAGGAUCAAAGAAGAAAUGACAGCUUUUCCAGAGAAGUUCUGAUUGUGCAUCAUUGUAAAAGAAGAUGAAGGUUUUGUUUCAGAAAAACUGUUUGCAAUUUUCACACUGACAUUAAGUUAGUAUAUUUCUUUUGUAUUAUUUUGAUUGAAUUUGUGGUUGUUAUUAAAUAUAGAUACACUUGACUUGGA
Messenger RNA from Parus major (Great Tit), 613 nucleotides. RefSeq names its product proteasome assembly chaperone 4 (gene PSMG4). Gene Ontology annotation, biological process: proteasome assembly. NCBI's taxonomy places the organism in Eukaryota, Metazoa, Chordata, Aves, Passeriformes, Paridae. The transcript has 3 exons. Bases 93 to 467 code for a protein of 124 amino acids. The record is from RefSeq and is a predicted model, not a curated record.